CCUCGGGUGCGGCUCGCGAUUGGCUGGCGUCGGGCUCGUCGUCGGUCCGGCUUGCGCGGGCGAGGCCUUAGGCGGCGGCGGCGGCAGCAGCAUGAGGUGAGACCGCAGACAUGGACUUCUCCCGGCUGCACCUGUACACACCUCCUCAGUGCGUUCCCGAGAACACAGGCUACACCUACGCACUCAGUUCAAGUUAUUCCUCUGAUGCUCUGGACUUUGAGACCCAGCACAAACUGGACCCCGUGUUUGACUCCCCAAGGAUGUCCCGCCGCAGCCUGCGACUGGCGACCUCAGCGUGCGCCUCCGGGGACAGCCAGGCUGGAGAUGCAGCCGCUCAUGCCAGCAGCUCUGCUUCCCUCAGGGACAGAGCAGCCAGGACGGCAAAGCAGUUCAGGAGUAUGAACAAAGAGACGUUCAGUCUGAACCACAUCUCUAGGAAGGUGGUGUACUCUGUCAGCCAGACGGGCUCCAGUGGACGGCAUGGCAGGGCGAGUGUGUGUCCUCCUGUGCUGGACGAGUCUCUGAUCCGUGAGCAGACCAAAGUGGACCACUUCUGGGGUCUUGAUGAUGAUGGAGACCUUAAAGGUGGGAAUAAAGCUGCCUCUCAUGGAAAUGGUGACCUGGCGGCAGGGGCAACCACAGCCCAGAGCAACGGCUAUACCUGUAGGGACUGCAGCCUGCUGUCUGAGCGCAGAGACACACUUACAGCUCGCUCCCUGGCUCUCGGGCCCAUCUCCAGGGUCUACUCCAGGGACAGGGGUCAGAAACGCGGCGUGUCUUUCUGCGUGGACAGGAUGCUGUGGCUGACCAAGUAUGCCUCAUCAGUUCUCCCGUCACUCUUAGCUCAGCUCUUUCGAGUGGUUUUGAUGAAGCUCACUUACGAUUCAGACAAUGACAAAUUGAAAACGUAUGAAUCAGAGUGGUUUAAGUCAAAAAGCCAUGAAUCAAAAGCUGGAUCCGGUCACUGUGGGAGAAUGAAUGUGGCAGAGUCUGUCGGGGAGCAGAGCCACCUCAGUGGGAAUGGGCAGUCUCUGUGCGAUGACUGCAAGGGGGAGACGCGGCGGGAGACACGCUGGGCUGUCCACAGGCUGCUGUCCUGGCCGAGCCACACAAUGGGGGCUCUAGGCUGUGCCCUCUCCCGCACAGGUCACCUCUUGCUGCAGACGCUGCAGAGAACAGGAGCCACAGGCUGGUCCGUGUCCAGGACGGUGCUGGCGGUGCUCUGGCUGGCCCUGGUGGCUCCAGGGAAGGCAGCCUCUGGGAUCUUCUGGUGGCUAGGAAUUGGAUGGUACCAGUUUGUCACUUUGAUUUCUUGGCUGAAUGUGUUUCUUCUUACAAGGUGCCUUCGUAACCUCUGCAGGGUCCUGAUCCUGCUCUUCCCGCUGCUGCUAUUAAUAGGUGUAGGCCUGUCCCUGUGGGGCCACAGCGGCAUCCUCCCCUUCAUGCCAGUGCUGGACUGGACAGGUGGACAGCAAGUGUGGAGCAGCGAGGACCCUGGGAAGGUGUUCAUGCCUGACUCUUCUCCAGAGGACGGCGCUGGGGUAUCUGGCUGGCAGCGGGUGAGCGAUCUGGAGCGACAGGUCACGUCUCUGGGCAGCCAGUGCCACAGUCACGGGCAGCAGCUGCAGGAGCUGGCAGCACAGCUGCGGGAGCUGCAGAAGCUGCAGGUGGAGCAGAAGGAUGGCCUUUCCCUGGGCCCGCAUGUCAGGGGCACCGUCAGCCACGGGCUGGACCCCCAGGUGGACUUUAUGACUUUCCACCAAGAACAUGGAGUCCGCAUCUCAAACUUGGAAGAUGCUCUUUGGAAGCUGACAGAACAGUCUGAGGCCGUCCAGAAGGAGUUAGAACAGACCAGGCAGAGAGCAUCGAGGGGCACAGUUGAGGACCAGCACCUGCUGUUGGUGGUGCAGCACCUGGAGCUGGAGCUGGGCCACCUGAAAGCCCAGCUGUCGGAAUGGCAGAACGUGAAGACCGGCUGCGAGCAGGGAGACACACUGCAGGAGAGAGUGGACGCUCGAGUCCGGGAAACCAUCAGGCUGGUGUUUUCCGAGGACUGGCAGGAUGGCUCUCUGCAGUGGCUGCUGCGGAAGCUGUCGUCUCAGUUUGUGAGCAAGGAUGACCUGCAGGCGUUGCUGCGGGACAUAGAGAUGCAGAUUCUGAGCAAUGUCACCCACCACAUCUCUGUGACAAAACAGACCCUGACUUCUGAAACCGUGGCAUCUGCCAUGAGCGAGGCGGGCGUUUCUGGGAUCACAGAAGCGCAAGCACGAGUCAUCGUAGACAACGCUCUGAAGCUAUACUCGCAGGAUAAGACCGGCAUGGUUGACUUUGCUCUGGAGUCUGGGGGGGGCAGCAUCUUGAGCACACGCUGUUCUGAGACCUACGAGACCAAGACCGCACUCAUCAGCCUGUUCGGGAUCCCGCUGUGGUACUUCUCCCAGUCGCCACGCGUGGUCAUCCAGCCUGACAUAUAUCCAGGGAAUUGCUGGGCCUUCAGAGGCUCCCAGGGCUACCUCGUGGUGCGUCUAUCCAUGGCCGUCCGCCCCACCGCCUUCACCCUGGAGCAUAUCCCCAAGACACUGUCGCCCACGGGCAACAUCACCAGCGCGCCCAAGGACUUCACGGUCUACGGCCUAGACAGUGAAUAUCAAGAAGAAGGGCAGCUUCUGGGGCAGUUCACCUACCAAGAAGCAGGAGAGUCCCUGCAGAUGUUCCCUGCGCAGAAGAGACCUGACAAAGCUUUCCAAGUAGUGGAACUCCGGAUCACUUCAAACUGGGGCCAUCCUGAGUACACGUGUCUGUACCGCUUCCGCGUUCACGGGGAGCCGGCGCAGUGAGGCUGCCGCGCUGGGUUGUACAUUUUGUAUAUAUGGACAGCGUGAGACACUGGAGCUCUCGGUGCGUGAGGGCAUGUGGAGUAACAGGAUAACGUCACCCCGAGUCACUGUCACUGACUGCUAGCGGAGAGGCCCUGGCCUGCUUGGGCAUCCCAGGAGACACUGCAUGCUCUGCCUGUCACCAGCCCUGGUGCUGGCGCCCUCUGGAAACACAUUUGAAUGUAUGGUUUGCAAUGUCACUACUUUGUUUCUGGGGAUUGUUUUUAAAGGUAAAGCUCUUUCUUUGUAUUUUCUCCACAUCAGGGACAAAGCAAAUGAAGGUCAAAGGUCUGAAGUGUUGCUGAAGCUUUGCUGGCUAGUCUUCCACUGGUCCUUUUAAAGUACAGUCUACAACACCUGAGUUACCUGGUACCCAAGACAUUUCAUUCAGGGAAAAAGUGUCAUCCAAUUUUAGUUAACCUCCUUUCCUUCAAGAAGGGUUCUUUUCAUUUAGUGGCACCUGUAGUCAUUUUUUAGUCUCCAGGUGUGGUGACUGUUGUGUCUUUCUGCUUAGUUUGCUCCCACUUCUGAUACUUUGCAAGGUAGGACUCUCUGCCCUAACUCAGUGCAGGAAGUGGGGUCUCAGCUGUCCUAGGUCAGAGUGGGUCUGAUUUGAGAGUGUCGGGUCUGGAUCGAAACAGACACGCGAACAGAGUUCUCGGGUCCUCGCCUGCCGGCAUGUCCCGUCCAUUUCUCUGCAGUUCUCACUUCUCAGUGUGAGUAGGAACCAACAAGUGCAGUCUUUGCGAGCUUGUCAGGGCUAGUCUGGGGGUUCGAGGGCAGCAGACACUAAUGUGUCCAGGUCUUCGAGAGGCUUCCACGGUAAUGGUGACGUUGGGUGUGGAGGCUACACUCUAGACUCUCCCUCCCCUUAGGUAGCACUUUGUCCUGGCUGGGGGCAGCCGUGCCACUGCAGCUUCCAGGAGGCUCCUUUUAAUAUCGGAACUAUUUUGCAGUCUGUGUAAAGGAGACACCUUCAGGCACUCAGAAGUGUCACAGGUGUUGUACCUUGAUGAUCAUUCUGUUUUAUUGGGUUCAGACAGGCUUUAAUUUGUUGUUGUUGUGUGUGUGUGUAUUAUAAAUGUUGUAUUUUCAGAAAACGAAGUGGUGAUGGUGCUGGCAGGUUUUCUGGAGAGUUUAUGUAUAUUGCACAACAGUCCUCGGAUGCACAAGUGACAAAGGAUCUCCCUCCUCAGUCAGACUCAUCUAUGCGGUUGUGUGGGAUCGAUUGUGUACAGAUAGUUCAUGUGUUAUGGGGUAACUGUAGGUGACAAAAUUUCCUAUGCAAAACCAAAUUUGGGAGUGGGGUGGAACUAUUUUGAAUAUUAAUUUAUUUUUGAAGAUGCAAGAUAGGACUUUGUGCAAUGUAUUUUUGUAAAUGCUUUUCAAGAUACUUGUCUUUGGUAGUGCUUACUUUUGCUGCCGCCAAACUGAUAAGAUGCUAUCGAAAUGUUUAAAUAAAGAGUUUUAAUUUUUAAA
This is a messenger RNA of Erinaceus europaeus (western European hedgehog), 4355 nucleotides long. RefSeq names its product Sad1 and UNC84 domain containing 1 (gene SUN1). The coding region runs from base 111 to 2837 and encodes 908 amino acids. The record is from RefSeq and is a predicted model, not a curated record. Gene Ontology annotation, cellular component: meiotic nuclear membrane microtubule tethering complex; nuclear envelope. Gene Ontology annotation, biological process: nuclear envelope organization. Lineage: Eukaryota; Metazoa; Chordata; Mammalia; Eulipotyphla; Erinaceidae. The transcript is spliced from 23 exons. Gene Ontology annotation, molecular function: protein-membrane adaptor activity.